AUGCCCAUACAAAGCAUGGUUGAAAUUAACAGGAAACACAAAUUGAGCGAUAAAAGGGCACAGGAUAAGGAAAUGAGGGAUCGAUCUAUCUGGACAGAGGAGAAAUCCAAGGUAAACACCCGGGUUUGUAAGGGGAUUGAAAACCUUAGAAUUGCGGAUCCGAGACACAUGGGAUCAAAUAUUGAACAAACAAAAGAUUUGAAGAAUAGCAACAGUGUGUAUGAGGAGGAUAAUACAUUGGAUACUAAGAAAAGUGCAAUUGAACCGCUAUCUAGAGACGUAAGCGAAACCCAGAACAUGACUUGGGAAAUGUUUGGGCUAAAACCUGAGGUUGUAAAGAAGAUUGAUGUGAUGGGAUAUGCUUUUCCAUCGCCAGUUCAGGUUAAGUCGAUUCCACAUGCACUAUAUGGAAGAUGCUUAUUAGUUAGGUCGAAGAAUGGAACUGGAAAAACAGCAUCUUAUGUGAUUCCUAUCCUGAACAAUGUGGAUGUAUUGGAUAAGGAUGUGCAGGCCAUAGUUGUUGUUCCGAUCAGAGAGCUUGCGCUCCAAGUUGCAAGGAACUUUAGGAAGAUGUGUGAAGGAUUGGGCAUAUUAUCAGUGCCUGUUGUUGGAGGAAUGAGUAUGCAAGACGACAUAAUACGAAUGUUGAAUGGAGCACAUGUGAUGAUUGGAACGCCAGGAAGGAUAGUCGAUUUGAUUGAGAAAAAGGUUGGAACACUGUCCAAGAAAGUGAUGCUUGUGUUUGAUGAAGCAGACAAACUGUUGGACAUCUCAUUUGCAAAGAUAAUUGCACGUCUUUUGGAGCUAAUGCCUCAGAAUAGACAAAUAAUGUUGUAUUCGGCUACAUUUCCGUACUUCAUAGCAGGGUUUAUGAAAAAAUACAUGCACAGUCCUUUAUGCAUUAAUUUGAUGACAGAGCUUGUGCCGAUUGGGAUCAAGCAAUUCUAUGUGCAUGUUAAGCUGAUGGAUAAGCUUGUGUGUUUGAACUCAUUGCUUACGAAGACAUCAGGUAUUAAUCAGUGCGUGGUAUUCUGCAACGGUAUAAAAACAGUGGAGCUUCUUGCAAUGAAGAUAACAGAAAUGGGAAUACCAUCGUACUUUAUGCAUUCUAAGAUGACACAGGAGCAUAGGAAUGCAGUAUUCCACAACUUUCUAAAGGAGAAGUGUAAGAUUCUUGUUGCAACUGAUCUUAUCACCAGAGGUGUAGAUGCACCAAGCACCAAUUAUGUGAUUAACUUUGAUCUUCCAAAGACAUCGGAGUCGUAUUUGCAUAGGAUUGGAAGAGCAGGUAGAUUUGGCAGAGCAGGUGUAGCAAUAAGCCUUGUUUCGGAGUUUGACAAAGAAGUGCUUGCUGAGAUAGAAGCUAAUGUGGGGAAUACAAUAUCACCGCUUUCUGACAGUGGGCUUACUAGAUUGUAG
Molecule: messenger RNA, 1419 nt
Organism: Ordospora colligata OC4
Lineage: Eukaryota; Fungi; Microsporidia; Ordosporidae
Product: ATP-dependent RNA helicase
Exons: 1
Coding region: 1-1419 (472 amino acids)
Biological process (GO): cytoplasmic stress granule assembly; P-body assembly
Cellular component (GO): P-body; cytoplasmic stress granule
Molecular function (GO): ATP binding; RNA helicase activity; mRNA binding
Source: RefSeq, a predicted model, not a curated record